Molecule: messenger RNA, 2878 nt
Organism: Marchantia polymorpha subsp. ruderalis
Lineage: Eukaryota; Viridiplantae; Streptophyta; Marchantiopsida; Marchantiales; Marchantiaceae
Source: the annotation of a GenBank genome assembly
CAUGACUCGACAUGGCAAGCACAGGGUACAUCACGAACGUACCUGAUGGGCGCUGGGUACACGUUAUAUUCAAGCAGCUUAGGAGCGCACUUAUAACACAGACGGGAGCUGCUUAAAGCUGCAUUACAUAUCCCGGGACGAGUUCUUGAUAGCGGGCGGUGAAACUCCAAUCGGUCGUGGGAUUGGAUUGCAUGACGGAGAGCGGCGAGAAUCAGUCAGAGAGUUUGUUUCUUACGUGUCGUGGCGACAGCAGGAGGAGGCACUUGCCAAAACGAACGGCUGGAGGCGAGAAAGGUGUCACACAACAACAUAUUUCCGUACAGUUGUGUUGUCCUCGGCAGCUCGUGGCAAAGUCGCUCGCCGUCGGGGUUAUUGUGUACUGCAGCUGGGUCCCUUUGUGUGAAGUUCAGUCCUAGUUGUUACCAGUGAGAAGGGACGGCGCGCGUUGAGGUGGCGCUUAUCAUUUGUCGAAUUUUCGAUUGUGCGCCGAUAAGAGGGGACGAGUAUAAGCAGUCAAGAGUAUUUGUGUGAUAUUUGACUUGUCCUCAGGUGACAUCUGAGAGAGGGUUGCGAAAUUGUAUGUAGGUGUGCGUGUGGGUGAGAGGUUUUGAAUUUAAGUCUCCGGUUGGAUCUCGUGUUACUGCGUCAUGGGUAUCAGAGAGGCUGUGGGAAUGCAGUCUCAAAGAUCCAUCAUUAUUUGGAAAUGGAUGGGCUUUGUGACAGCGAUAUGGGUUCAGUCCAUAUCGGGGAACAACUACACAUUUGCCAAUUAUUCAGCGGAUCUCAAGAAGGUGAUGGACUACGAUCAGGUUCAACUCAACACGCUCAGUGUCUCCAAGGACGUGGGAAAGAGCUUCGGUUUGGUCGCAGGUUUUUGUGCUGACCUGCUUCCUCCAUGGGCUAUUUUGAUGAUCGGCUCGCUGGUCGGUCUGGUGGGCUACGGCGUCCAGUGGCUCGUCGUGAGUCAGAGAAUCGCUCCUCCUCCAAUGUGGCAGAUGGCUAUCGCAAUGUGUCUCGGAGGAAACAGCACCACUUGGAUGAACACCGCGUGUCUCGUGACUUGUCUGCGCAACUUUGCUGGGAAUCGGGGUACCAUAUCAGGGCUAAUGAAGGGGUACAUAGGUCUCAGUACAGCCAUUUUUACUGUGCUCUGUACAAGUCUUUUCACGGGGAACAGCUCUGCUUUUCUGCUGCUCCUCGCUCUCUUGCCGCUGGGAGUGAAUGCAACUGCCAUGGUUUUUAUGAAACCUGUUGCCUCGUCCACCAGCUCCAAGGAAGACAGGGAAGAGCAAACCGGCUUUAACAUUGUAAACAUUAUUGCAGGAGCUCUUUCUCUGUAUUUGUUAUCCUACUCAAUCGGAGCGGAGGUCAUCGACAAUUAUCCAGUUCUAAAUAAACUGUUUGCAAUUGGACUCAUCAUCUUUUUGAUGCUCCCUCUCGUAGUACCUGUUCGGCUAUUGAUCCUGGAGCGUAUUUCACUCGCUUCCUUGAGUCUUGCUAAAUCCCAGAAAUCUGUUGAGGAAAUUCAGGAGCCUCUGUUAAAAGGUGCUCGUGUCAACGAUUCAGAGACUGAAUCCCAUGUGGAGAGUUCCACAGGCGCAGAAAGUUCAGCAGUAUUGAGCGGUGCUGCCACUGUGGCCGAUGUGGAAGAAGCAGUUUCUCUCGGUCACUAUGAAAGUAAAGCGUUAAAACUUGGUGACGAGCACACGGCUUGGGAGGCACUUUUCACGUUAGAGUUUUGGGUGCUGUUCUUCACGUUCUUGUGUGGAAUUGGAACCGGAAUCACAGUCAUGAACAACUUUGGGCAGAUUGGGCAGUCUCUUGGCACAAGCGACGUCGCGAUUUUUGUUACCUUCAUCAGCAUCUUUGGAUUUUACGGAAGAGUUGCAGCGGGCGCCAUUUCCGAACAUUUUGUUAGAACAUCGGGCUUGCCCAGACCCGCUUGGAUGGGGAUUUCCAAACUGUUUAUGAUAGCCGGUUACCUGUAUAUGGGAGCAGGAGGACCAGGAUCAUUGUAUAUCGGCUCUAUUAUCGUGGGUGCAGCUUACGGUGUUCACAUUACUAUCACGGUUCCAACGGCAUCAGAAAUGUUCGGUCUCAGAAAUUUUGGUCUGAUGUACAACAUUCUUGUUUUGAACAUUCCUUUGGGAUCUUUCCUCUUCUCUGGACUCCUAGCAGGGUUUCUUUACGAUCGUGAAGCUGCAAAGGAAUUGCCCGUAGGAUCGAACGGUUUUGGCAAACUUUUAUCGAACUGGUUGCUCGAGCAGCCUCGGGGAGAUGAUUCUGCUAAAACUUGCAUGGGCAGCCACUGUUUUAGCCUGCUCUUCACUAUAAUGGCAGUAGUGUGUGCCUUAGGGCUGCUGCUCGACAUCUUCUUGGCGCUUCGUCUUCGUCCUCUGUAUCAAGCACUGCGCAGUAAGAGAAAUGCAACGAUGCGUCAAACUUCCGCGCAGAGACGUAAGUGACUAAGAACCAACAACUUGCCGUAAGCGAGAUCUAGAUGGAACGACGGAAUCCAGACAGAUUUUGCUUCCUUCUGCUUGCAAAGAUGGUCGUAGAAAUGAGGAAAUGAGAGAUUCAAUUAGGCAAACCGUAUUCAGAAAGAGAUCAUUUUUUCGAGAGUGCGCCUCCAGCAGCCCUCAACAUGUAUGUUAUUUCGGGAGGGAACGAGUUAGUGAGUUACAUAAGACGGAGAUGUGAAUUGGAAAUCCCGACACGUCUUACUUCUGCUACCAAAGAUGGUAGUACUAGUAAUAAAGAAGAAAGUUUCAAGUCAGAACAUUUGGUAGUUUAUCAUGCCAUAAUAUCUUCAAUGUGCGUUAGGCAAAUCUUCAAGUUGUUUUUCACGAUAAUAGGGAACGAAUGAAAGUCCAUACAA